Messenger RNA from Acanthocheilonema viteae, 1185 nucleotides. Lineage: Eukaryota; Metazoa; Nematoda; Chromadorea; Rhabditida; Onchocercidae. The record is from the annotation of a GenBank genome assembly.
AUGGAAUUAAUCAAUGGUAGUGUAAUCAGGAAUGAUACAAGCGUUACAGCAAUCACUAUUCGGUCAUCAACAAUUCCUGAUGUGAUGAAAGGGUUGACAACACUUGAGCCAAGUUGCUAUGUUAUUGAUACGAAUCAUUUGAUUGAACGUUUAUGGCUUGUUACAAUCCUUGGCUCAACACUUAGCACUAUCAGUAUUAUUGAAAAUGUUUUCCUAUUUUUGAUUUUUAUCACCAGCAAACAGCAUCGUCGCAGUCAUUCGCUAUAUUUGCUACUUCUUGCACUUACUGAUAUAUUCAUUAGUUUCACUUAUAUACUGAUAAUGUCUGUUAAAGUACUCUAUCAGUAUAAUGAAUGGGUUUUCAUGAAAAAAAUUUGGAUGGCAUAUGUAGUACCGAUGAUGACAAUGUCGCAUGUUGCCAUAACCGCCUCAUCUUUUCUUAUCGUCUUCGCUACUGUAGAAAGAUUUUGCAUCACAGCUUCAAGCCAUCAUGUUGAAUUUUUGCAAAAUAAUCGCUGUUAUAUUGCUUUCAUUGCUGUAAUAAUUGGUGUAGUUACGAAGGGAACAUUAAUACUUGAACUUAAGCCAAUUCAUGAUUUGAGCUGUAUUGGAACGCUUAAUGAAUAUCGAUUAGAGAUAACAGCAUUGGUAAUUCAUAAUGAGCACUACAAAUUAUUUCGUUUUUGGUUCCGCAAUAUUGUCACUAUUCUAUUCCCAUUUUUUACAUUAAUGUUCCUGAAUGCUCGAAUUGUCAACGAGCUGAGGAAAAGUUUUGUUGCCGAAAAGCACAAUAUGGAAUCGACACGCGCCACUAAUGCUAAAGAACAAAAAGCUCGAAUUCGAGCAGCUACACGAACUUUAAUGCUUGUUGUGUGCACUUAUCUUUUAGCAAAUAUGCUCAAUGUGAUCAUAACAAUUUGGGAACAUACUGAUGCAACAUCACUUUUCAGCAGCUUUUUGGACUUCUAUAUCUUCAGUGUUGAUACAGUAUCGUUAUUGACCAUUGUAGCAUGCGCUUUACGGUUGCCUAUCUAUGCAAGUUGUCAACCAGCGCUUCGUGCUGAAAUGAUUCAUUUUGCAAAAGGAUUUUGCAAGAGGCCAAAAAGGCACGUAAACAAUGAACAUAAUGAAGCAUCACUUAUCAAUCGUAAUGGUACCGUUAGUGAAACAUCUUUCAAUGAAUGA